AUGGAUGGUGCUACUGAAAAUUGUGCUUUGAAUGCGAAUGAUCCUACUGUGCCUUCUAAUCAAAACGGUAAUGAUAAUGGUAAUGGUAAUGGCAAUGGUAAUGUUAAUGGUAAUGCUACUGCUACUGCUAAUGGUUCUGAGAAUGAUGCGUUGACUAAUGGAAAUGAAAAUGUUGAAAUAAUUCUGGAUGAAGAUCGUAAAUUGACUUCUGAUGUUUGGCCACAUUUUGUGAGGUUGAAGUUUAAUGGGGAGAUUAAAGCCAAGUGUAAAUACUGUCGAAAACGUUUAGGUGGUGAUACUAGUAAUGGAACCUCCCACUUGAGGAACCAUUACAAAACUUGCACCCAAAGAAAGAUACAUGAUGGUAGGCAGAGAGUUCUUGGUCCUGAUUAUAAACCAACUGGAAAACCCCUCCUAUCUGCUACUCAAUUCAAUUCUGAUGUGUCUAGGAAGGAAUUGUGCUCUAUGAGUAGGUGCAUGAGUAUCCCCUGA
Linum tenue is the source of this 492-nucleotide messenger RNA. Lineage: Eukaryota; Viridiplantae; Streptophyta; Magnoliopsida; Malpighiales; Linaceae. The record is from the annotation of a GenBank genome assembly.